AUGGCCACAACAACAUCGACGAUGGUUUCCAGUAGCACUGGCAUGAUCCAUGCCACAUGUUCUGGCACUCGUAUUAAAAACAGUUUUUCCAUCGAACACCUUUUAUCGAAGCCGGAUCGCGCGAAUACGUCCUCCUUCUACGGAACAUCCAACAUACACCCUCAGGAGUCUUUCACACCCUCUAGCCAUGGUACCAGCAAUUACCAAAAGAUGGUUUAUCAAACCGAUGUAGUACCUGCUCCUAUGACAGCAGCUCCGGGGUACUUCGAGCAAAGUGUGGAAAAGGGAGUAAAUACAUUUGUCGAUCGAGAUUCGGUUGAUCGAAUGGAAAGUUCUUCACCAGAGUCGAUCUGUAAUGAGGAUAUGAUGGAUAAUUGUUCGGAGGUGGCCUCUGAAGGCAGUACCGGAGGUGAGUUAAGGUUUAAAGGACUUACUACAAACGACGAUCGGAAGAAACGACCUCGAACUGCGUUCUCAGCGGCCCAAAUUAAAGCGUUAGAAACGGAGUUUGAACGCGGGAAGUAUCUCUCCGUUGCGAAGCGAACCGCCUUGGCCAAACAGCUGCACUUGACCGAGACGCAGAUAAAAAUCUGGUUCCAGAACCGACGCACCAAAUGGAAGCGUAAAUACACGGCGGACGUGGAGUCUCUUGCCUCGCACUACUACUCUCAGCUCGGGAUCGGCAGCUUCGCCCGGCCAAUGGUGGUAGGUGACCGACUCUGGCUAUUCAGCCAGACACCAAACGGUCCAACACCAGUCCAAUCGCUUCUGCUCAAUGGACCACCUCCAGCACCCGGUGGGCUUUCAGGACACCAACAGCUCACCAUCGGGCAGCAACAGUCUGCCGCACUACGGUCAUAUCCAGGUUCCGUACCCGGAAGUAACUUCCCAACCCGCUCAACAAUGGCCCCGGCUGGCUAUAUGCACACGCUAUCGGCUCCGCGCCACCCAGGGUUCCUUCAUAAACUGUCGCCUUCGUCACCACCGGCGCGGAUGCCGACAGCACUCGGUUUACGACCACUGUUAUCCGCACCCACCAGCGAUACGUUUAUCGAUGGAGGUUACUACGGGCCCACAAGUCUUCCGGCAGGACCAAAGUUUAACCCAACAGAACUCAUCAACGGAGGACUCCUAACGGCGGAUGGUAACGGUUCCGGAAUUGCUGAUCUCGAGCGUGCCUUUGGCAAUCCGAGUGACAUGAUAGACGGUCUAGCUGGGGUCGGUGGUGAUUCUUCUACCGAAUCUGGCCCUCGAUCGACCGGAAAGCGUUGUAUAGACUCGAUCAACAACAACAACCAAUGUUGCGAUAAGAAUGACUUACCGCGUACUGAAGACAGUGAUUCGUCCAGUGAUAUUGACUGUGAAGAAAUCGAAGACGACACCCAAAUGGUGUAG
This is a messenger RNA of Anopheles coustani, 1395 nucleotides long. RefSeq names its product paired box protein Pax-6 (gene lms). NCBI's taxonomy places the organism in Eukaryota, Metazoa, Arthropoda, Insecta, Diptera, Culicidae. The record is from RefSeq and is a predicted model, not a curated record. The transcript has 2 exons. Gene Ontology annotation, molecular function: RNA polymerase II cis-regulatory region sequence-specific DNA binding; DNA-binding transcription factor activity, RNA polymerase II-specific. Bases 1 to 1395 code for a protein of 464 amino acids. Gene Ontology annotation, cellular component: nucleus. Gene Ontology annotation, biological process: cell differentiation; regulation of transcription by RNA polymerase II.